Messenger RNA from Mercenaria mercenaria, 1033 nucleotides. RefSeq names its product lactadherin-like. The transcript is spliced from 7 exons. NCBI's taxonomy places the organism in Eukaryota, Metazoa, Mollusca, Bivalvia, Venerida, Veneridae. The coding region runs from base 404 to 1033 and encodes 209 amino acids. The record is from RefSeq and is a predicted model, not a curated record.
AUUUCAUUUUUUUCCAAAAGUUGGUUGGUGUUCUGGUACAAAAGUUGGAUCACCAACUUUAGAAGUUGAUUUUAAACAACCGUAUGGUAUCAGAAGCAUUCUUGUCAGCGGGCCUACAAACAGGGACGGUAACCCGUAUCCAACCAAUGUGCUGGUCAAGUAUGUUCCCAACGGAGGCGAUGUCAAUAAUUUCGUACAUUUUCCGCUGCAAGAAGGGAAACUGGAAAUAAAACUGACACAACAGGGAACAGUGCAAAGCAAUUUUGGCCAAGGCAUUGCCGUUAGAAAACUUCAGUUCACAAUACAAAGUUUCCAUGGUGAUGCUUGUUUAAAAAUUGAUUUACUUGGAUGCACAAUAAAUGAUCUGUGUACUGGCGGUUGCGAGAAUGGCGGGUUGUGUGUGAUGCAAGAUACAUGCCAGUGUCCACAAGGGACUGUAGGCAGCAGGUGUGAAUCUAAAGAGUGUACACCGGAAGAUCUAGGAUUAGCCGAUGGUCGCAUUGGAGCGGAUCAUAUCCAGGUCUCCUCUCAGGAUCCUGUUUAUAAUAAAGCUGAACUAGGAAAUGCUGGCUCAAAGAAAGGUUGGUGUCCAUCCGUUACAGAUACGAGCCCAUGGGUAAUGAUCACACUUGAUCAACCAAAGGCAGUGAGCGUGUUUAGUUUUAUGUGGUCCGGUCUUGGCAAUCACAAUAUUAUGACAGAGUUCGAGUUCCAGUAUAUAGCGCCUAUUGACUCUGCAAGGCGGUUCAGAACAUUUGCUUCGGAGAUACCAGCACAGAAUAGCACCCAUAUCUUUACGGUAACUACAGAACCUGUAGUUGUAACAGAUACGAUUCGUAUAAUACCGUCUAAAUCGGAGGGUAGAGCUUGUUUCAAGCUCGAAGUCAAGGGCUGUGAUCCUACAGCUCUUUGCUCCUCUGGCUGGUGUCAGAAUGGAGGAACUUGUAUGGGAGAAAAUGUUUGUCUUUGUCCUUCAGGCUUCGUUGGCAGCCGCUGUGAACUUACAAGUAAGUCAUACAUCAUACAAACAUAA